AUGAGCAUUUUUAUACAAUUCCGAAACGGGGAUCUAUCUAUCUAUCUAUCUAUCUAUCUAUCUAUCUAUAUAUAUAUAUAUAUAUAUAUAUAUAUAUGUAUCUCUCUCUCUCUCUCUCUCUCUCUCUCUAUCUAUCUAUCUAUGUCUCUCUCUCUCUCUCUAUCUAUCUAUCUAUCUAUGACUGUUUGGCAUGUUGUCAUCCAGGUAUCGCGCAGCCUGUGCCACCGUUCUUCUGUUUAUUUAUUUAUUUUUUUUUCUGGUAAGUGGGAAAGCAGCCUGAACUUGAUCCUCAGUUCCAAUUUGAAUUCUUCUGUUUUCCCCUCUCUUUCGGGCUGUUCACGUUGCACUUGUGCGAUGAUCUUCAAGCCAUGUCGUUGUACGCUCUCACCGUGUCGUGAACUUUUCACAGAGUUCUGCACCUUCAAUGACCUGGUCAAUAGAGGCACCAUAUUUCACCACAAGUUCAUCCACAAGACUACCUUGAUUUCCCCUGUGGGAAAGACCGAGAAUCAGAUCGACCACAUCACCAUUUGCCGAAAAAGGGUGCAGACGCAGCUUCAGACCAGCACGUCAUUGUGGCUGUCCUCGAGACCAAGCUGA
Molecule: messenger RNA, 600 nt
Organism: Acanthosepion pharaonis
Lineage: Eukaryota; Metazoa; Mollusca; Cephalopoda; Sepiida; Sepiidae
Source: the annotation of a GenBank genome assembly